This is a messenger RNA of Cyprinodon tularosa, 2717 nucleotides long. It is a transcript of the gene ndnfl, whose product is annotated as neuron-derived neurotrophic factor, like. Bases 230 to 2035 code for a protein of 601 amino acids. Gene Ontology annotation, molecular function: protein binding. The transcript is spliced from 4 exons. Lineage: Eukaryota; Metazoa; Chordata; Actinopteri; Cyprinodontiformes; Cyprinodontidae. The record is from RefSeq and is a predicted model, not a curated record. Gene Ontology annotation, biological process: extracellular matrix organization.
UUCUGAACUACAGUGAUGAAAAAGAGCCUCACAGGAGAAGGAGUCGGUGGAACUUCCCCGACAGCAACCUGCUGUUGCUCCUCCUCUCCUCGCAACCAGCUCUCAUCCCCACCCCUCUCUUCCUCCUCCUCUAUCCUCGCUCCGUCUCUCAUUUGAUCCCAUCCCUCACUCCCUGCACCACAGAGGAAGAGCGGGAGCUGAGAGAAGACUUUUACAGCCUGGGAGACAUAUGCACAGCGCAGACGGUGAGAAAAUACAAAGGGUCAAAGAGGAUAGACAGAAAUCAAUGAUGGCACCCCACCUGUGCCUCUGGGCAACUUUGAUGCUGGUUUGGGGUUCUUUGGUGCCCCCGGUUCAUUCGGCACUGGCACCAGAGAAUGAAGUACCACUUCGCCCAACUACAUGGUUACCAGAAGGAAAGAUCACCUCAGUAACUCUUCCUAAAGGGAGACUUCGAAGGUUAUAUUUCACACUGAAGAAGAAGACCUCUGUGAUGUGGGUGACCGUGAGCCCCUGUCACCUUCCUAUUGAAUGGAGCCUGGCUGCCCGCACCCUGAAAGACAAACCACUCAAAAACCUGCAAUGGAGCACCAAGAAAAGCAUGCCUGAAAUUUGGUGGCGAGGUCCUGGAACAGAAGUGAAAAUCCACAGCUUCAGCGGUGAUACAGCAGACACCUACAGUGGCCCUUCCCAUCCCCGCGCCUCUGUCUAUAUACUGAGGCUGCGCUCAAAGCAGCAAACCACUAAAGCUACAGUGUUUCUCCAUGAAGGCCCAGGGCCCUUAGGCAUCUUUCCUCUACUGCCAGCUGACCCGCGAGUUCACACAUUAGGUGUUGGUAUGACCAGCGUAACCCUCAGCUGGGCACCGAGUGCCUCCAUAAAAAGCCUCCCAAAAGCAAAAAACAGUUUUGAAUACUGUGUUCUCACAAACUCUCUGCAAAACUACCCCAGCCUCUGUGCAGUAAAUGAGAGGAAGAAAAUAGAAGAAAAUCCGAAUCGAGGCAAGGAAGGGAAAAAGGGACAAGUGACAUCAUGGCCAGUCUUAAAAGAGCUGUGGUGGGAGGAGAGGGACAGUUAUCCUGAAUCCCAGACUCUGCCAUCCACACUUACAGAUGAUUUGGAUGAUCUCCAGUGUGCAUGUCAGGGGACAGAAAACGUUUGCACCGUCUCCGAGCUCCUGCCUGACACCUCAUAUUACUUUGAUGUUUUUGUGAUAGAUAAGGUGAAUGGGACCAGUGCAGCAUACAAGGGGACAUCUGCGCGGACACAUGAGGAAGCACGGGCUGCAGUCGUACCACUAAGAGAAGGAGAGCUGAGGUGGGUGACCUUUCAGGACAGAGGCUCAAAUUGGCAGCAGUUCUUCAGUUUCCGCCCUCGAGGGUGGCAGCAAAGUGGCCUCCUCACCUUGCAAAGCUGUGGUGGAGGUGAAAAGAUAACAGUAACUGUCUCUAGCAAGGGACAGGUGUUGACCUCUCAGAAGGUGGGUGCAGAUUUAAUCCACAUUUGGCUCCAAGGAAGUCCUUCCUAUCUUAUUCUCUUGCAACAAGACGAAACAACCACUAGCCAGGUAACUAAAGUUACAGACGCCGUUCAAUUAGGAGGUUUAAAAGCUUCAGUUAAAAUGCAGGUUUCAUCUGCCUACCACCGCAGAGGGGUGCCAUCUCUGCCCUCCACCUUGCAGAUAAAAUCUUUCAAUCGGCUGCGUGGCUGCAACAGCGUCACCCUGGCCUGGAUGGGAACAGAGGAGAGAAGCUUAUACUGUGUGUAUCGCAGAAAGCUCAGUAACUUUAAUGAAGAGGCGGGGGGAGCAUCCGCUCUGACUGCUCCUUGUCUGGGCCCAGAGUCUCGCUCUGACACUGAAAGGGUUCUCUGCAAGUAUUUCCAAGAGCUGAAUCCUCGACGGGCCGUAACCACAGCUGUGAUCGGGGGCCUGGAGCCAGGAAUGGCCUAUGUGUUUGAUGUCUAUCUAAUGAGACGCUGGGGGAUCCCUAUCAAAUAUGCCAGCAAGAUGGUGAAGACCAGAAAGGAAUGUUGAGAUGCUGCCCCCUAGAGGUGGCUUACAAGUUGUCCCUAUUAUGGGAAAGUGCAUCAACCCCGGGUAUGCUGUAAAGACAGACCAAGAGCUCAAAGCCAUUUGACUGUUGUCAAGAGACAUUUUUGGGUAAAAAAAAAGAAAAUAAAAUGUUCUCUUGAAAAAACUGUGGUCAAAUUCAAACCCUACUUUAUCAGAACGAGUGGACGACAAGGAUUUGGGAAGGAUGUACACACCAGCAAAAGUGCAUAAAAUUUUACAAAACAACUUUUGUGCUCUUUUCAUUUAGUUCCUCAUCGUUGACCAUCAUAGUGACAAGCCAGCUGUCUGAGUGCUUUUUAAUAAAAAAGUAUCUGUGUAAACAAGAGGCGGGUUUGUGACGACAGAAGUAAUUAUUAAAACAACAAAGAAGACUGUGCCAAAUUUGCACCUAAACAGAUGGGGCAACAAGGAGAGGAGAUCAGAGACGGAGGGAUUUGCAGCAUGUAUAUUCAGAGCUGCAUAUUUUACAGGCUAAUAAAACAGGUGGAAACGAUCUGAAGAUGCUAAAUUCAAAGUCUGUAUUUGUCUUUUUGUUCUGCUUUUGCAUGAAGCAGUGUGAAAUUUCUAGUGACUUGCCUCAUUGUCUUUGAUGUAUUCUUGUGCUGCUUCAAAGUCAUCAAUAAAUACUAAGGUAUCUGUAUAA